AUGCAAGAGAAAUGGAAAGGUUUAGACCUUCCAUGCCUAGCGUAUAGGAAUUAUAAAUCCGAAACGUACCGUCUUGCAGUCAGUUGGCCUACGGCAGAGUCUGUUGUUUCGACCUAUGGCCAGUGUUGUGGUUUGAAGAUUAGAGAUGCUAAUGGCCCUUGGGUCCUUUCUGUCUCUAAUCAAUGA
Dovyalis caffra is the source of this 186-nucleotide messenger RNA. Lineage: Eukaryota; Viridiplantae; Streptophyta; Magnoliopsida; Malpighiales; Salicaceae. The record is from the annotation of a GenBank genome assembly.